Messenger RNA from Fundulus heteroclitus (mummichog), 2062 nucleotides. RefSeq names its product phosphatase and tensin homolog A (gene ptena). The transcript is spliced from 10 exons. Bases 664 to 1980 code for a protein of 438 amino acids. Gene Ontology annotation, cellular component: nucleus; plasma membrane; cell projection. Gene Ontology annotation, molecular function: phosphatidylinositol-3,4,5-trisphosphate 3-phosphatase activity; inositol-1,3,4,5-tetrakisphosphate 3-phosphatase activity; protein tyrosine phosphatase activity. The record is from RefSeq and is a predicted model, not a curated record. Gene Ontology annotation, biological process: phosphatidylinositol dephosphorylation; protein dephosphorylation; cell motility. NCBI's taxonomy places the organism in Eukaryota, Metazoa, Chordata, Actinopteri, Cyprinodontiformes, Fundulidae.
AGCUUCUUUUUUUCCUUCGGUUGGAGGCCAUGAUGGGAGCCUGAAGAGUUCAGCUGGAGCGAGAAAAAGAAAGAUGAUUCACCGGGACGAGACUGUCAAAGCAGUCCGGGCGGAUUUCUGAACGUUGUAUAGCCCAUAUACAUCCGAGGUGGAGCCUGUCACUUUUUUUUAGACUUUUUUUCUCAAAUGUGUUCUUGGCAAUCAGUCGAUGACAAUGUUGAAUCGCUAGGAGGUUUUUGGAUCGAAAUAGGAGGUAGCAUUAGCCGCGCUAGCUGGCUACGUCUCGGCGACUGGAUCCUGGUUUUGAGAGCCGGUGAGUUCUCGAACCUCGUCGCCCGGAACGCGCCGGGGAUCUCCCGCGUUUCCCCCGAGGACAGCUGCAUGUAUUUGACCCGGGAGCGCUCGCACGACGACUCGCGGGAUUGGGAAAGUCGGGCCUGCGCCGAGGAGCGGAGCGAGGCCCGUCUUUAUGAUCCAGAGGAAGCCUUUCUAAUCCCACCGACGGCCACCGCUCUGCGCGAGGACCUGCAAAACUCCGCGGCCAGCGACCGGGAGGACUGACUCGGACGUUAAGCGUCCAGAAUACUAAAAAAAAAAAAAAAAAACUGGUUUAACCGACCCCCCCCUCCCCAUAUAGACUCCUCUUUAUCACCUGCUAUUACAAUGGCUGCGAUUAUAAAAGAAAUGGUCAGUCGGAACAAAAGGAGAUACCAGGAGGACGGGUUCGACUUGGACUUAACAUAUAUCUACCCAAACAUCAUCGCUAUGGGCUUUCCAGCGGAGAGACUCGAAGGCGUGUACAGAAACAAUAUAGAUGAUGUAGUACGGUUUUUGGAUUCAAAGCAUAAAAACCAUUACAAAAUCUACAACCUCUGCGCAGAAAGACACUACGAUGCUGCCAAAUUUAACUGCAGAGUUGCACAAUACCCCUUUGAAGACCACAACCCCCCUCAGCUGGAGCUGAUUAAGCCGUUCUGCGAAGACCUGGACCAGUGGCUCAGCGAGGACGACAAUCACGUGGCGGCCAUCCACUGCAAGGCCGGCAAGGGCCGCACCGGCGUGAUGAUCUGCGCCUACCUGCUGCACCGCGGCAAGUUCACGCAGGCCCAGGAGGCGCUGGACUUCUACGGCGAGGUCAGGACACGGGACCGGAAGGGGGUGACGAUCCCGAGCCAGCGUCGCUACGUCUACUAUUACAACUACCUGCUAAAGAACGAGCUGGAGUACAAGCCGGUGGCGCUGCUCUUCCACAAGAUGGUCUUCGAGACGCUCCCCAUGUUCAGCGGGGGCGGCGGCUGCAGGGACAGUACCGUUAAAAACAGGAGCGAGCCGACCCCUCAGGGCUUCAAGAAAGGGAAUUGGCAUUGGGACCCGCAGUUUGUGGUGUACCAGCUGAAGGUGAAGAUCCACACGUCCAACCCGGCUCACACCAGACGGGAGGACAAGCACAUGAUCUUCGAGUUCCCCCAGCCGCUGCCCGUCUGCGGCGACAUCAAAGUGGAGUUCUUCCACAAGCAGAAUAAGAUGAUGAAGAAGGACAAAAUGUUCCACUUCUGGGUGAACACCUUCUUCAUUCCCGGACCAGACGAGAGCGGGGAGAAGAUGGAGAACGGGGCGGUGAACAACGCCGAGAGCCAGCAGGGAGGACCGGAGCAGGGCCAGCCGCGGAGCGCCGAGAGCCGGGACGGCUGCAGGGACGGCGACAGGGACUACCUCAUCCUGACGCUCACAAAGAACGAUUUAGACAAGGCGAAUAAAGAUAAAGCCAACCGCUACUUCUCGCCAAACUUCAAGGUGAAGUUGUAUUUUACGAAAACCGUGGAGGAGCCUUCAAACUCCGAGGCUAGCACUUCGACGUCCGUCACGCCAGACGUUAGCGACAAUGAGCCAGACCAUUAUCGAUACUCUGACACCACUGACUCUGAUCCGGAAAAUGAACCCUUUGAUGAAGAGCAACACACGCAAAUCACAAAAGUGUGAACUCUUUUAAAGCAGGAAAAAAAGAAAUUAUACACAUGAAUUUAAAAAAAAAAAAAAAAAAAGGAGAAAACUUGAAUAUAAA